AAAUCCAUGUAAAAUGGGUAAAGCAUCGAAGGAUAAACGUGAUACUUACUACAGACAAGCCAAAGAAGAAGGAUGGCGAGCCCGAAGUGCCUUCAAACUUCUACACAUCAACGAAGAAUUCAAUAUUUUAGAAGGAGUCACCAAAGUAGUAGAUCUAUGUGCAGCUCCUGGAAGUUGGAGUCAGGUUUUAUCAACUAAAUUAAGAACAAACACAAACGAUGCAAAAAUCGUAGCAGUCGAUCUCCAACCGAUGGCACCUAUUCCUGGAGUUAUUCAAAUCCAAGGAGAUAUAACUGAAUUAUCAACGGUUAAAAAAAUACUUUCACAUUUUGAAAACGAACUAAUCGAAUUAGUUGUUUUCGAUGGAGCUCCUGAUGUGACCGGAAUCCACGAUUUGGACGAAUUCGUCCAAGGGCAACUUCUCCUGGCUGCUGUGAAUAUAACUACAUUUUUAUUAAAACCAGGAGGCGCAUUUAUUGGUAAAAUAUUCCGAGGAGCUGACAACGCUCUGUUGAAAUCUCAACUUUUAUUAUUUUUCAAAGAUGUUGUGAUUACUAAACCGAGAAGCUCGAGGAAUUCAAGCAUGGAAUCAUUCGUCGUGUGUAGAGAUUUCGCUCUGCCGGAGAAUUAUGAACCUAAUUUGUUGAAUCCUAUUUUACAUAAUACGAAAUUCGAAUGGGAUAGUUUGAAAGGCACGAAUCGAUACAUUAUACCUUUCAUGUGCUGCGGUGAUCUCAGUGCCUUUGAUUCCGAUAAAGGCGAUUUACUCAAGCUCAGCGAACUUGCUAAAGACUUUCCAAAACCAUUCUACCUCGAAAAUCGCGAAAUACUAUCGAAAUGCGGCGAAUAUAAAAUCAAGAAACCUGAAACUGAAACCGAAACGUCAUGACAGUGAUGCACGUUCCUACAAGCGUUGAUUAAAUUAAGACAAAUUGUAAAAAAAAUUCCUAUUUAAUAAAAAAUAAAAAUUCGCACUUAGGUACUUUCAACCAUUA
Messenger RNA from Planococcus citri (citrus mealybug), 995 nucleotides. RefSeq names its product tRNA (cytidine(32)/guanosine(34)-2'-O)-methyltransferase-like. Gene Ontology annotation, biological process: tRNA methylation; cytoplasmic translation. Gene Ontology annotation, cellular component: cytoplasm. The record is from RefSeq and is a predicted model, not a curated record. NCBI's taxonomy places the organism in Eukaryota, Metazoa, Arthropoda, Insecta, Hemiptera, Pseudococcidae. Gene Ontology annotation, molecular function: tRNA methyltransferase activity. The transcript is spliced from 6 exons. Bases 14 to 889 code for a protein of 291 amino acids.